This is a messenger RNA of Rhopilema esculentum, 1617 nucleotides long. NCBI's taxonomy places the organism in Eukaryota, Metazoa, Cnidaria, Scyphozoa, Rhizostomeae, Rhizostomatidae. The record is from RefSeq and is a predicted model, not a curated record.
UUGUUGUCUUCCUGUGGAAGUUAUUAAGAGGUUUCUCAGUUGGUAGCUGAACAGAAGUCUGUUGGUUCUCGGAGCUUGUUGUUGGUGGUUGAAGUCCGAAUUUCGCAGUUAUUCGCUUAAAAGUGGUGAACAAUAGAAGAAAAGGGUAUCGAUAGACAGAGAUGUCUCGGAUGAUUAUACUUCUCGCAGCUCUUACGUUAUCAAACCUGUUCUUGCUGGGAUCCGCCCAGGUCCUGUGCACAAACCCCCUGAUAAUUGGAGAGCUGUGGAAUUUGAAGUCAAAAAGGUGUGUUGAUAUUGAGGGAAACAAUGGAGAAGGGUCUGUGCAGACCUACAAGUGAGAUGGGCUUAAAGACCAGCAGAUCAUUCUCUGUGGUGACGGCACGAUCCGCAAUGAGAAGCUGAAUUUCUGCUUCACACCAAAUGGAAAGGGUAAUGCCAAGGUCAAGUCAGAAAGAUGCAACUUUUAUCCACAGAUCCCCAGGAAUCAGAGGUGGAGGUUGGGAAGAAAGAUAAGAUUUUAUGACAAUGAUGAGAUCAUCAAUGUGGAAUCACACAGGAAGCAAGAGAGAUCAUCUAUAUGGAAUCAGGCAAAUGCCUUGAUGUCCAAGGAACAGAUGGAACUGGGAAGAUCCAGGUGUAUAAAUGCGAAAACAAGAAUGAUCAGUACUUCUACUUCCGUUCUCGAGGUAAGCAAAUCGCCUUUGGUAGACUCAUAAACGAAAAGUCCGGAAGAUGCCUUGAUGUAAGCGGUAGUGAUGGUAAAGGAAACAUCAAAAUAUACAAAUGUGAAGACAAGCAAGACCAAUGGUUCCGGUUCUACCAAAAUGGAGAAAUUGUCAACGAGAAGUCGAAACGAUGUGUAGACGUUUCAGGGAGUGAUGGCACGGGCAAUAUUCAGACAUAUUACUGUGAAGACAAACGAGAUCAAAUGUGGUCUCAACCCAAAAAGCUUUGCAAUGGCAAUCACUGCUCAUUUGUGAACAAAAGAUCCAACAAAUGUUUGGAUGUUUCAGGAAAGGAUGGCAAAGGCGGUGUUAAAACUUAUGAUUGCGAAGGUUUGUCUGAUCAGCGAUUCAAAUGGGAAGCCGGAAAGUGGACACCUCCAAUUGCAAAAUGGUUUAUGGUUGGCUGCAAUAAAAACGGAAAGGUUUCACAUUCAAUUACCAAUUCUGUCGCAUAUGGAUCCACAGUGACAAAGACUGUGACAAUUGAAGUAGCCUCCUCCAUUGAAUCAGGCCUGAAGUUUGGUUCUGCUUCAGUUUCCAUCUCAGUUUCAUCUUCCCUGUCAACUGCUUGGACAAAGAGCCAUUCCGAGGCCAGUCGCAUCGAUUUUGCUUGCGAGUUCCACGACAGUGGCGCCCAGUUCAAAGGAGGGUGUAUGUGGCAGCUGCAAGUUGAUACUAAAAAAGUAAGCACAGGGAGGUGGCUCACCUGGAAACCACAGAUCGUCAGGUGCACGAGCUCUGACAAGGAGCCUUCUUGUCCACCUUUCAGAAAGUGUAGCAACAAGGGCUGCACGCGAUGCAAGAAGAUGUAGAUGAGCUAUUAGUUGAUCAAUUAUUUUUCAAACUGAUAUCUGCUUGCAAUAUUGCUUGUUUUUAGUUCUUUUUCGUA